This is a messenger RNA of Tauraco erythrolophus (red-crested turaco), 1235 nucleotides long. The record is from RefSeq and is a predicted model, not a curated record. Lineage: Eukaryota; Metazoa; Chordata; Aves; Musophagiformes; Musophagidae.
UGCCAGCCAUUCUGAACAAAGCCAUUCCAUCAGCUACACGGACUGUUGAUGAAGGUCUUAAUACUUGCCAUACGCUAGCCCACCAGUACACAGCUCUGUUGGAAUCCAUGCAGGAAGACCAACACAGAUACAGGCAGCUUAGUUCUUUUAAAUUAAAAGAAGCACUGUUCAAUGUGAGACAAUAUGAGGCCUUCCUUUGUAUCCUUCUGUCUGACGCAAUUACAAGUGCUCAAGAAGUUGAAAAGAUGAGUGUGCAGUUUGCAGCAACAAUGGAGCAGCUGAAAAACACGGUGCAGAAUAAGGUUUCCGUAGAUACCAAAGAAGUUUUUCCUCUAUUUGUUGCACUUUCUAACCUCUGGACCGGCUUUCAGGAUGAGAUACUACUGCUAAGCUUCCUCACAAACAUAACUAACAGUCUGCAACAGUUCUCGGAAAUCCAAUCACAGCUUUUUCCUGAGGAAGUGCUAACAACUCUUCUGGAAGGAGUGACUGUGAAAAGUGAUGAGGAAAGGAUAAGAGAAACCAUGGGAACCAGAGUGAAUGUUUCUGAUUUCAAGAACCAAGAAUGGCUUUUUCCAGAAACUACUGGAAAUUUUGAUGAGUUGCUAAUCCAGUACCAUGGUUUCUGUGCACAUGCAAUUGGUGUGAAAGGCCUCACCCUCCCAGGAAAUCCUGCUAUUGGAAUUUUGAAGCACAAGGAGAAAUAUUAUGUUUUCAGUUCCAAAGAAGCUGCGUACAUCUUUGCUCAAGAUCCAGAUAAGUUCAUUCAACUGAAUGUAGAAAGAGCAAAAGAACAUGCAGAGCUAAUUCAACUGCUCGAACUUUGUCAUCAGUUUGAAUACCUUGAUCUGUAUGCACAGGAUGGAAAUGCAGACAAAUGUUUGAUGAAACCAACCACAAAAUGUGACAGUAGUACUCAAACUGAUACCCAUAUCUUGCCUCCAACUAUUGUGACAUCUUAUGAAUGGAAUGAAUGGGAACUGAGAAGAAAAGCUAUAAAAUUGGCCAAUUUGCGCCGCAAAUUAACUCGUGCCAUGCAGACUGAUCUCAGCCAUAUGAGAAGAGAGAACUCCACCCAAGUGUACUUGCCAAAAGAUGUUAGCACCCAGACUAAGCGUGACAACUCAAGCAAUGUACCCAGACCACAGAUUUUCUUGGAAGGUCUCCGAGGAGGAUCAUCUCUUACUACUCACAUGGUCAAAAUAGACUUAACAAGAGCAGCAGACGAAACCUAA